Messenger RNA from Drosophila biarmipes, 615 nucleotides. RefSeq names its product protein midgut expression 1 (gene mex1). The record is from RefSeq and is a predicted model, not a curated record. NCBI's taxonomy places the organism in Eukaryota, Metazoa, Arthropoda, Insecta, Diptera, Drosophilidae. The transcript is spliced from 2 exons. Bases 331 to 540 code for a protein of 69 amino acids.
GAUUCAUCUACCUUUGCCACCCUAAUCAAAUUCUUAGUUUUUGAGACAAAAUUAAAAUCGAAUGUAAACCAUUAUGUGCUGGAAUCGACGGUUAAUUGUAAUGGUUGUGCUUAUCGUCGCGCUGACAAUGAUCAUUUUUGUAGUAUUUCAUAUAUAUGAUAGAUAUUACCAAACAUAGCGUGUAUCAAAACUCGAUUUCAAAAUUGCUCGAAAACAUGUGCCUGCGUCUGCGUAAUGCUUUACUUUUUUGUGCAUUGGUAAUGGCUGUAAAAAUAAUCGUUAUCCUUUACUUCGUCCUGAGACGUCGGGACGGGCAGAUUACCAGAUCCCAUGGAUAGUGGUUGCUGUUCCUGCGCCUGCAAGAUGCUUUUGAGCAUCGUGUUUUCCGCGCUCCUCAUGGUCGUGGUUAUCGGCUUGAUUGUCUACUUCACGGUCUUCUAUCACAAGGAUAAGGAUACGGAGGAAGUGAAGAAUCAGGUCGCUAAGAUGGCGCCCAUUGUGAAGCGCAGCAUACGCGACUACUUCAAUAAGGAAUACUGAUCUGAGGACGUGAAUUUUUACUGUAGGCUAUAUUAAUAAUAACUCCACGAAAACAAAACGAACCGAAAACCAGAA